AUGACCUACGAUAUAGACUUUCAACCUCCAACUCCCCCCGUCCGCGACGUGCCUGGCGGAGCAGGUACAUACUCAGCCCUCGGAGCCCGUCUGUUCUCCCCUCCGCCAUUGUCCCGCUCUGUUGGCUGGGUUGUAGACAAAGGCUUUGACUUUCCCAACAAACUUUCAACAUUGAUUGAUAACUGGGACACUGGUGCAGUCAUACGCGACGAUUUCGACCGUCUCACAACCAGAGGAUGGAAUGGCUAUGUCGGCCCAGCGGACAGGCGAGCCUUUAAGUAUACCACACCGAAGAAGCGCAUUACUUCGGAAGAUCUCACACCGAAUCUUUUAUUCUCCAAGUCAUUUCAUCUGAUUUGCUCCCCAUCUCGCUGCCAGGAGCUCAUAACCGACAUCCUGUCAUGUCGCAAGGCGCUUGCCGCGCCGGAAGACUCGUACACCAAACCCAUAUUCGUCUGGGAGCCUGUCCCUGAUCUCUGUACGCCAGAUGAACUACUCAACUGCACAAAUACACUACGCCUUGUAGAUAUAUGUAGCCCCAACCAUGCUGAGUUGGCAGGCUUCAUGGGCGAUGACGGACUUGACCCCGAGACUGGUGAAGUGUCGACGCUAAGCGUGGAACGUGCCUGUGAACAGUUACUAGCCAGUAUGCCGCUGCAGUCAUAUGCCCUUGUUGUCCGAGCCGGAGAUAAAGGCUGCUACAUCGCCAAAAAUGGUGGCAGAAAGCGGAGAUCAGGGCCCGGCAAGACCUCUAAAUCACAAAAAGCACUUAUACACGGUGCACUGCAGCCCGACACAGACAUGGAAGCAUUAUUUGCUGGACUCUUGCAAGAUGACGAUGGAAUUAUCGCACGCGAAGAGAUUGAAGUUGACCCAGGAUUGGAAAGAUGGAUUCCCGCCUACCACCAAGAUGGCCGCAAGGUUGUUGACCCCACGGGAGGAGGCAAUGCCUUUCUUGGGGGAUUAUCAGUGGCUCUGGCUCGCGGAGAAAGGCUGGAAAACGCAGUGGCCUGGGGUUCAGUCAGCGCGAGUUUCGCGAUUGAGCAGGUUGGUAUGCCAUCACUAGUUAGGAACGAUAACGGUGUAGAGACAUGGAACGGGGAGGAGGUACAGCAACGACUCCAGGAAUUCGACCGACGACUCUAA
Molecule: messenger RNA, 1146 nt
Organism: Metarhizium robertsii ARSEF 23
Lineage: Eukaryota; Fungi; Ascomycota; Sordariomycetes; Hypocreales; Clavicipitaceae
Product: MAK32 protein
Exons: 2
Coding region: 1-1146 (381 amino acids)
Source: RefSeq, a predicted model, not a curated record